AUGCACUAUAAUCUCAUCAAAUCAAUCACCUGGCCUCCGAUUGUGGAGGAGGCUUUGUUUGGUCCUGGCCAUGGUCACUUGGAGGCUGCUGAACCCGGCUCCGUUGCCCGCUUGCCCCACUCUGGCUAUCAUGAAAAGGUGCAGAUUGAUGGAGGGAUGUGGACGGAGGAGCGUUUGAUAUCCGCAGACCAACCGGACAGACGACUGCAGUCUCCAGAUGUAUCACGGAGGAAACUACUUCAGAUGCCGGGAACUGCACUUCCCUUUCCUCCCCUCAAGGUGUUGUCCAAUGGGGAGCCGUGCCUCCUGUUCCAGGCCAGGAAGCUGUCUCUGCGCUAUGAUAAGCAGAAGCAGCUGGACCUGACAGAGAGAACCUUUUCUCCUCAGAAACCUGUCGACACCAGCCAGUCUGUCUGCCGUCAGGAUAAGGCCACGCUGGUGAUGAGGUUUGGAGAUGUGGAGGAUUUGAGAGGUCUGUCCAUCAGACUGCAGCUGUCCAACACUUUCUACGAGUCUUCAAGUCAGUGGUGGUUCUCGGUGGAAAGCGUCUCUCUGCUCUACAACACCUCUGAGGAGGCUGUGUUCAACGUCAGUGAAGUGUACGCUCCAACCUCCUCCUCCUACCAUUGCCUCCAUGUCAGCAGCCUGCAGCGCCACAGCGCCCUGCUGCUGCCCAGCACCGACCACGCUCGCCUCUGGGCCGUGACCUUCACCAACUUCCAGAUUCAGGCCUUCAACGUCACUUCCGGUAAAUUUUCUCCUGCGAGCGACUGCGCCACGUUUCUGACGCCGGCCAUCCUGAUGGGCCUCGUCACUUCCCUCAUCCUGCUGCUGGUCCUGGCCUACGCCCUGCACAUGGUCAUCCACCUGAAACACAUCGAGCAUGACGACGAACACAAGGCCGACGUCUACUACCCACAUAACCCCGAACAGCCUGAACACUGCUGCGUGGAAAAUGUUGCGGAGAAGAAUUUUCUGUAGUGUAGCGAAUAAGAUAAUGAUAGACUUUUGACACAGAGACACAGCUGAUUUGAUGCUGAACAACAUCUGGCACCAAACCUCUGGUGUGACGAUAUACUUUCAGCUCAGGAUUAGAUUUUUAAA
Morone saxatilis (striped sea-bass) is the source of this 1104-nucleotide messenger RNA. RefSeq names its product V-type proton ATPase subunit S1-like. Lineage: Eukaryota; Metazoa; Chordata; Actinopteri; Moronidae. Gene Ontology annotation, cellular component: proton-transporting V-type ATPase complex. The record is from RefSeq and is a predicted model, not a curated record. The coding region runs from base 1 to 981 and encodes 326 amino acids. The transcript has 7 exons.